ACACCAGUCUGUUCACUACACAAGAAACUGGUCUGGUCAUGCUGCAGAUGGGAAAUGAUUACAACCUUGUUAGACGCCUAGUAGCAGCAGAUUUGGGUUUUAUUUUUUAUUACUUUUUUAACCACUUGGAGAACAUUUUUGAAAAUUAACAUAGGAGAUUUGUCUGAGGGAAACAAGUGUGCUGCCUCCAGCUAUUCCUUCAUUUUAGUGAAUCACUGCGAAGGAAUUUUUUGUGGAAUAAACAACUUUCCCAAGGCGCUUUAUCUUUCAGCAUUGUAUUUCAUGAGAGGCCUUGUAAGAAAUGCUAAUCUGAGCAAAAUAACAAAAAAAAAAUUUUUUUUUAAUAAUUUUUAUAAAUUGUAUUAUCACAUCAACUUUUUGAAAUCUACAGCUCAGUUAUAUUUCUGACUCUGAAUGCGUAACGAGACCCUGGCAACAAGAUGCGGAUUUGGGGAUGUUUUUUACGCACCCUGAACUCCUGGAUGUCUGACGAUCCUUUGAAGUUGAAAGAAUGCUGCACUUUUGGGGGAUAAUGUUCUAGAGUCCUAGAUGAAACCUGUGCAAGACAGCAAUAAACAAGGGACGAUAUAACUACACUGUCUUUCACUGAUUCAAGUCUAACAGCUGGAAUAUUGAUUAAUGACAUUUUUACCCAGAGGUCACCAUAAAACUUAGACAACCUGACAAGUCUGGAUAAGCCGGGCAAACGAGUGCCAAUGCGCUUAGUCAUUUUAAGAUGAAGUUAUGGAAGUGUGUCGCCAUCGUCUUGAUGCUCUGUGGUGCUGCACUCUCCGUCUUACUCUCUAGGAUGCUGAUUUCCUCCAAAGCACAUGGUCUUCCUCAUUUUGAGCAUUCAUCUUCUUUAUUAUCCUCACCAUCAUCAGCAUCAUCAAUGUCUUCAAAUCACUCCUCACCUGGGACCAGGGGAAAGUUGCGGAGGGUCAGGUCAGCAAAUGAGGACAACUCUGUCAUCUCUGAAUUCAUGCACAUAUUCCAGAGUUUCACGGAAGGCGAGUUGAAGCAGAUCAUCCGCACAUUGGUGAAGAGGAAGGCCCAAAGGGAUGCUAAACUGGGCAAAAGAACUAAGCGGGCUAAAAAGGGUACCAAGCCAUGUUCACUGACAGACAAGGAGGUGACAGUAAGCCAACUCGGCCUGGGCUACGUCAGUGAUGAAGUUAUCCUUUUCCGGUACUGCAGUGGCAAAUGCGUGGCCAGCCGUCGCAACUAUGACUUGGCACUGGCAAAGCUGAAGGGGCAGCGUUUGUUGACCAGAGAGAGCACGGACAGGGCUCGGCACAGCCCGUGCUGCCGGCCAACGGAAUAUGAAGAGAUUACCUUCCUGGACAACCACAGUCAGUACCACACCAUCUAUGAGGUUUCUGCUCUGAAGUGUGCUUGUGUAUGACAUCAAUUACAUGGAAAAUGCAGAUUCUUCUUCUUUACUUAAAGACAUAAGAAGAAGUUUGUAAGAAGUGCAAAAAAAACUAAACAAAAAAAAGAAUAUAACAUAGAAAACAAGUCAUGACAGUUCCGGGGAAAACAAAAAAGGAAAGAGUGCAGGCUAUAAACAAGGAGGCUGUGAGUGAUUUGUAGAGUACAGCCUUACCAUUUGGGGUGGAUAAUAUGAAAUCAGGCUUUUAAUGAUGCAGUCUAUGUUUUUUCCCCCCUUCUCCAUGACAGACAAACAGGCAUUGGAAUCUGCUCAGCCUGAAAAGUCCUAUUUUUUAAGUUAAAAACUGUGUUAAAAAUAUACUCGUGUAUCUUGCCCUUUCACGCAAAUCUACCAUCACAUUCCCCAUACACACACUUUGCAAGGUUUUGAUGCAAAAAGUUGUUUGAAAAGUUGCUUAAACCUUAGUACUGUUAACUCUAGCACCACCUUUAAUUUAAAAUAUACUACAUCGAAAAACUGACAAAAAAAGGAAUCAAAGUUCAGAAAAAUUCAUUUAAGUUUGGUGUCACUGGGUAAGAGAGAACACAAUCUAGCCCAUGAAGUUUGUAAAAUCAUGUAGCCCUCAAGACAAACCAAUCCAUGGUGUGGAUGGAUGUUGGUGUUUCACAACAUGUAUCAUUUAAUUGUUGAUAACCUAUGAUUUACUGGUAAAGGCACCCUGAUGGGUGUCUCCUGAUCGAAAUGAUAAAGAGCAUAAAAGAUGAUUUAUCAGAGGUCUGUUUCACCAAAAACAGGAACUCACAUGAACGUAGUGUCUCUGCAUGGCUUCAUGUCGAUUUAUGUAUGAGACAUCAAUAAGCUUUCUCAAAGAUAAUACCAUGCUGUCAUAUCAAAUUAAAUUUUAACAAUCCAGGCCUCACUUAAGCUGUUUUUAUCAGACACAUCUGAUCACAUCACUUUUCAGAGGAAAUAUUCCUUAGGGGAAAAUGUGGUUCAUCAACAUUUGCAAAAACAACUCACACAGACUAGUCUCAACACAAUACGAACGCUAUCUCGUUUUCUUGGGAAAAAAAUUAAAGUGUUCCAUAAAUCAGACUUUUUGCACAAAUGAGAUAACAGAUGGUUUAGAGAUAUUUCUUUCACACCCUGUGCAUGAUUUGAGAAAACACAAAUUCUUACUGAAUCAAAGGUAAAAAUAUGGGAGGGAGUAAAUUGAGGCACUGUUAUGUAAGUUUUAAAUUCCAACCCGCUUGCAGAAUUAGAUCCGAUUGCUGCAUUUGACUGCAAAAUCAGUCGAGGAGCAGGUGUCCUGUUAAGACUGUGACAGGAGGAUUGUGUCUGAGAUAGCCUCACCAAAUCCAUUCCAUUUUCGUAAAUCCUAUAACAGACUACUCUAAUCCACUUAGUGCCUUUCGAAGAGACUCGGACAAACACUGAAUGCUGAAGUGGACAAAACAGUAGGUCAUUUCAUUACCAAAAGUAUAUUCUGUUUACUUAGUGGAGUUAUUUGUUAGCACCUCAUAUUUAUUUAAGUUAGAUGCAUUGUUCCAUCUAUAGUAAAAUCAUUAAAACAGUGCUUGUAUAGUGUCUAUAUACCUCAGUAUAAUCACUUGAACUUCUAUCCCCGGGUCUAACUACAACGCAAGAUAAUUCCAUCCAGAAAUAUCACCACCUCAGGCAGACUGAUAUUAAGCUGCAAGAACCUCAAAGCACAUUAGUCUACACAAGUCUGAUUUUAACAUAACAUUUUAAAUAAUAAAUGUAGCUAAUGAGUAUAUUAGUAUUUAAUAAAUUUAAUGACCUGAAAAAAAAGAAAAUUCCGACCACCCUGUACCAACUACAUUAUUGAACUAGAUUCUAAGCAGGCAGGGUGUUAUGCUAAAUGCCACCAGGAUUUUCUUUCUGGUAUUUAUAGAUUAUUCCCAACCCUGUGCAUUAAACCAGAUAUCAGGAUACUGGUGAAUUUUGUGCAUGCAGCAUGAUAAAAUAUAACUAAGGCACAGCAAAUAUUCUAUUCUUUUUUUUUUAACGUUCACUGGAUGUACUGAUUGAAACACUUCCUAUUCUGACACUUUUAUGUUUUACUUUCCUCAAACCAAAAUGUAUUAUUUAAGCUGAUAUUAUGGGUGUAUUAUAAAACACAACCUAUCACCACAGAUACAGCCGCUUUGCCCGGGCUUUGUUGGAACUGGUCGACCAACUACAAUAAACAUUGAUGCAAUGCAUCUGUAUAAAGGUUUAUAUAUAUAUAUAUAUAUUUAUUACAGAGUAAGUUAUGGUUUAUUUAUUUACAUACUGUAGCAUCACAGACAAAACAGGAGCAUUUAUUUAUUGAAUGUAUUGGUGCCAAAGUCUCAUGCAUUAUGUUCUUAUCACAGUUUAAUAAACUGUA
Clarias gariepinus (North African catfish) is the source of this 3785-nucleotide messenger RNA. RefSeq names its product neurturin (gene nrtn). The coding region runs from base 737 to 1405 and encodes 222 amino acids. Gene Ontology annotation, molecular function: growth factor activity; glial cell-derived neurotrophic factor receptor binding; receptor tyrosine kinase binding. The transcript is spliced from 3 exons. NCBI's taxonomy places the organism in Eukaryota, Metazoa, Chordata, Actinopteri, Siluriformes, Clariidae. The record is from RefSeq and is a predicted model, not a curated record.